Bipolaris maydis ATCC 48331 is the source of this 1253-nucleotide messenger RNA. RefSeq names its product glyoxalase-like domain-containing protein. NCBI's taxonomy places the organism in Eukaryota, Fungi, Ascomycota, Dothideomycetes, Pleosporales, Pleosporaceae. The record is from RefSeq and is a predicted model, not a curated record.
CUCCUUUCCAUAUUUGGCAAAGUAUUAUUACAACCCCGCAUGUAUGAUGCGCAGAAACUACCUAACAUCAUGGUACCUGGGCACAGCACCCAGAGAAGAUACAAUCAGCUCCAGAUUUCAACAUGCCGCCAAACCAGUGUUUGGACCACUUGAUUCUCUUUGUGCCCGCAGACCCGCAGACGCUACUCCCCCGCGUUCCCUCGUACUUGUCGGAGAAUUUCACUCUGACUCCUGGUGGCUUUCAUGCCGAUGGUGCAACAUCUAAUGUUCUGAUCAUCCUCUCGGAUGGCUGUUACAUCGAGCUUAUCUCCUUUGUUCCCACUGCCCCGGCAUCACUCGUGUCUAGCCACUGGUGGGGCCCUUCUUCUACAUUUGUUGGCUGGAAAGAUUGGUGCCUGACAAACAGUCUGCCUCCGUCAGAGAACUACAACAACGUGAGGGAAAGCCAUGGGGAGCCGAUUCAUGGAGGGAGGAAGAGGGCGGAUGGUGUCCAAGUCAAGUGGAGUGUCACUUUCCCGAGAGGAGACAAGGGCGGACAAGACGUAAGGGGGCGGAUACCGUUUUUCUGCCACGACGAGACGGAAAGGAGUGUGAGAGUGCCGAUGAGCAAGGAGAAGACGAAGCAUGCAUGUGGGGCAGUGGGUGUCAAAGAGCUGACGGUCAUCGUGAAGGAUCAAGAUAUGCUGGAGCAGACAAGCAAGGUGUACCGAGCCAUGAUCGGCGACGAAGGCCAAAAAGAGAAGUGCGUAUCGAGAUUCAGGCUUGGUCGUGUCCAAGGCGUGGCAGGGCUCAACGAGGGCGCAGAAGUUGUGCUGCGGCUCCCGAGAAAUGAAGACGAGGAAGCGCGUGUUGCAGAAGGAGGAUUCUGGUAUGGCGACGUUGUCCUUUACAGAACGGCAGAAGGUGGUGACACGGACAAGAUAAGAGAGAGAAUGGAUGCCAAGGACAGGGAGGAGGGAGUGGGCGGGUUGUGGUUGGAGGAAGUGGCAGGGCUGUGACUUUGUGGCCGUAUUGCAAACAUGUAGGAACCUUUGACUGUACGCCGUGUUGAUAUGGUCUGUUUUUCAGUGUUCGUUGAGGUGUCAAUGGCUGUUUCUUGCGGUCAAGUAGUGCGAAGGCGUGAGCAGGGGACGCGGAUAGGACGUAGUGCUGCGUCGGGUCAGAACACCGCAGCCAAUCACAGGGCAGGCACACAUAGAGCCCGACCUUCCCUCGUACGUGCAGUAGAUUGCCAUGACGCAGGCAGGAAAGAG